AUGUACAAAUAUUGGGGAAAGACAUUAGAAAACAAGAAAACUAAUGACUAUAAGACUAUUGGAAGUCAAGGACUAACAGAUACAACUAUCAAUCGAAGUCAGAAUUAUAAAGAAAAGCCUAAGACAGAAUAUAAAGGAAGGAUCGAAACAAUUACCUCUAUCACUGCUACUCACUGUCCUGACACAGAAACAAAUCCUACAAUAGCAAAAGUACCUGACAAGAAGGAAGUUAAAAUGGAUUUAGCACAACUACAACUAUUAUUGGAUAAAUUUGCCCUGCAAUUUGAAGAUGCAACAAAAAGGAUUAUCAAAGCCAAUAAAGGCCAUAUUGCACAUAAUUGUACUCUUCCUAAAAAUAAUCAAAACCAGCAGAAUGAAUAUUAUAACAAGAAUAAUCAAUCUAAAAAGCAAAAAGUACAAAUAUCAAAAAAUAAUGAAUCAGGUGAUCACAAUAAAGAUGAUGCUGAUGAAUUGUUCGAUGAGCUCGAAUACAAAAGUGAAGAGCUUGAAGAACUUGAAAGAUUUUUGUUCAACUGUGUUCUAUCUAAUAAAGAAAGUGCUAAAGAAACAAGAAAAAGUAAAAAAAUAGUGAAAACUAAAAGCCUGGCUGUAUAUUUGGCAGUAAUAGAAAAAAUUCUAACUAGAAAAAAGGUUACUGUUGAAGAAAAACUAACAAUUGAGGAAUAG
Molecule: messenger RNA, 687 nt
Organism: Dentiscutata heterogama
Lineage: Eukaryota; Fungi; Glomeromycota; Glomeromycetes; Diversisporales; Gigasporaceae
Source: the annotation of a GenBank genome assembly